Egretta garzetta (little egret) is the source of this 5413-nucleotide messenger RNA. It is a transcript of the gene LAS1L, whose product is annotated as LAS1 like ribosome biogenesis factor. Gene Ontology annotation, biological process: maturation of LSU-rRNA; maturation of 5.8S rRNA. The record is from RefSeq and is a predicted model, not a curated record. Gene Ontology annotation, molecular function: endonuclease activity. The transcript is spliced from 14 exons. Gene Ontology annotation, cellular component: Las1 complex; preribosome, large subunit precursor. The coding region runs from base 134 to 1798 and encodes 554 amino acids. Lineage: Eukaryota; Metazoa; Chordata; Aves; Pelecaniformes; Ardeidae.
CAGAGCCCCUGCGCGCCCGCAGCUUCGCAGGCUGGAUUCUCAAGGCAGAGUGCUGCAGUCAGCAUAUCCAGGGCCCCCUUGCCCUGCUUGCGUUGCCCCUGCCGCACAAGACCAGUCUAGGUAUGGUCCUAAAAUGCCUCUUGCAGUGGAUUGUACCGCUGAACUGAUUCGUUGCAAGGUCCUGGAUUCAUCUGGCAGAUUGAAGUCGCAUGAACUCAUCCUCUCUUACGGGCUGGCCCUUGUAAGGUUUGUCAACUUGAUCACAGAAAGAAAACAGAAAAUGGUCAGCAUUCCUCUGAGACAAUUAGCCAGAGAGGUGAAUAUCCCCAUCUGGGUCGUGGAUCUCCGUCAUGAGCUGACCCAUGGGAAGCUGCCACGGCUGGCUCUGUGCCGCAAAGGUUGUGAUGUUGUGCUGGACUGGCUACGGAAGACAUAUUGGAGCCGUCAGCUGGGCAAUAACUUGUGUGAAGAAAGUGAGGACGAGGAAGAAGAGCAGGAAGGGGUGGAAGCAAAUGCAGAGUUGGACAAUGAUGUGUGGGAGAUUCAAAACCCACAGCAUGAGGCCUGUCAGAAACACAAGGAAUUCCAUGAAAAAGUCAGAGAUGUGCUGUUAUCCUACAAGAACGAGCAGUUUCGGGUUAUGCAGACUGUGCAGUCUGUUUUGAAGUCUCGGGAACUGUGGUCUGAUUCCUCUUCAGAAGUGGAUUGGAUUUUGGCUCAGAUCAAAGACCUGAUGCAAGAGAACAGGGAGGCAGUGGCUGAAGCUCUUCUCAGUGAUGGCUUUCUCAUCCCAAAGAUGGAUUGUCUGAAGAUGCUAAAUAUCAAGUAUGAAGCAAAUAAAGAGGUAUGGCAGUUCAAAAUUCCUCAGACGUUUUACUGCUUUUGGCAGCCUUUGCUGACAGGCCUCCUUUCCCGAAGUUUUACACAGAUCCUAAUAGAGAAAAUGUUUAUGGAGUUGAAGGAAUGUUCUGACUCUUCAGAACUCCGUCCUCAGUUCUUGAUCAACUGGAUUUCUGAGAUGCUGACUGGCAUUGCCAAAGUAAACGCUGGGAAGAAAAGACAACACUGUAACAAACAGGUGUCUGUGAAGGACCUGUUCCUCCAUAAAGUUCCUUUGCAGUGGAUAAGACUGACUGAUAAUUGCUUGGAAGCUCCCUGCUGGGCAACCCCACACCUUCUCCAGCUGAUCCUCACAAUCAUGAGACCUCGCUUGCCGCGUUCUUCGCGGAAGAACCUUCUCUAUCUUGCUUCUGUUUACACGGAAGGAGGUGGCCCUUUGUCCAGUCCAGGCCUCUCUUCAGACUGCAGCGAACAGCCAAUUUACACUAUAGAGAGCCUACAGUGGAGGGCCAGGCAAGAAAAUCAGGUUAAAAAACAAGGGCAGACUGUAGAGAAACAAGAAGAUGUGCUGGAGAGAGAUGAUGGUGUAGAGGAGGUGGAGGAGGAGGAAGAAGAGAUGGUAACUGAAACAAAUCCCUUGGAAGGACUUGCUCAUUCUGGUAACAUGAUGGCUAUUGCUGAGAAAAGGGCAGCACUGCAAGGGUCCGCCUGGCAGAUCACUGCAGAUGAAGUACGAUGGAGAGACUUUCCUCUUGGGAAACUCCCAGGUCAGACAGAUGACCCUGAUAGUCUCAUGUUGGAUAAUUAUUCCAUGAUGUCCCUGCUUGAUCAGCCAGUGGGAGAUGAGUGGAAGUCUCCCAAUACAAACUCUGCAGAACUGACUAUUCCUGUGACAGGAGGACUGUUAUGGACCCAGAAUGACUUCCAUAAAAUAAAAAGUGGCCUUCAGCUCUUCUAAGACAGCAGAGUGUUCCGCAGCUCUCAGUAUUGCACAAGAUAAGUGGCAUGGAAGAACUAGUAAUGCUGAUGGGGAAAUAGCCACGCCAGGAUUUUUUUUUUUUUUUUUGGUGAAGAUUUACUGGUCUGAUUUUUACUGUGUAAAAUCAAUAUUUUAUACAGGUGGUGUGUUUUAAGUUCCAUGUGUAGUAACCAUUGUCUUGCUGUCUUGCUUAGCCACUGUCAUGAAUUUUUAGCUCUAGCUGAUGUUUGCCAAAUACAGUUAAGAGUACUUCAGAAUCCCUCAGUGUUCCUUAAUAUUUUCAUGGUUAAUAAACACAACCGACUGAAGGCCAACCUUCUUUCUGGAUUCUGUUUUUCCUUUUUCACUCAGGUAUUGUGGAAAGUGUCCUCUGGUCCUCGUUGGCCAAAGCAUUGAGCCCUUCCUAUUUGAGUGACUCUAAUGUUGUCCUGUCUGAGUUUGUGUGGUUUUGCCAGGAUAAGAUUGUGCUACCAUUUUCACCUAGCUAGGAUUUCACGUGAAGCCUCAGGGAUCAAGCCUAGGUACAGCACGGCUGAGUGUGCUGUAGUGCAUAGAUAUCUUCAAGAAUUUUUUUUCUCACCAUUUUUUUCAAGUCAUAGUCUUAAGGCCACUACUGUCUCUUUUUAAUUACAAUUUUCUGCUUGAUGUUAUUUGUGUGCAUGAUUUUGCUGAUGUUGGGAACUUGCUGAGUACUUUGUUGGAAACUUGUUGAGAAAAGGGGCUUCCAGAUAGUUUUUCUUAAAUUCAGUUUUCUUUACCAGUAUUAAAGGUUCUUGGAAACUGGAGGCUUCUAAUUGCCUGUCAAAAAAUAGGAGUUUAAGCAUGUAUGUAUUGCAGGACUCAGUAAGAAUUUGUUGGAGUGCACCGCUAGAUAGUAAGACAGAGCCCUUCUCUGAGCCAGUCUAAUAAUUUGGAGUAUUUACAAACUAAACAGGAAUAGGAAGGUGUCAGUGCACCAUUGUGAAAUGGAGUCUUUUUAGUUCUGUAGAGAUACUGCUGACAUUAUGUGCUAACGUUCUGCAGAAAGUGACACAAAAAGGGACACAGAGCUUUAGCAGUACAUUGGGUAGGACUGAAUUGCAAGUUUAGAACAGCAACUUCGUGGCUGCUUUGGGCUGGCUCUUGAGUAAAGACUUGGCUAAAUGUCCAUAAUGUCAGUAUUAUUUCUUUCUUUCAAUUUUUUGUCAUCCCGUUCUGCUGCAGUUACUCUUUACCAGACAGCCACAAGUUGUUUAAAAUGGAAGAUACAUUGCACAUUUCCUUCUCCUAAAAACAAGCAGUGCUAAUGCAAAAGAAGUUUCUCCUUUUACCCAGCAGUUCCCCAAGGUUAUUUAGGAAAUUUUGACUGAAGAGGAUUUGUUCUUUUAUUUCUGUAUUCGGUAGAGUAUUAAAUUACUUAAAUUAUUGUGUUUGGUACUUCCUGAGGUCUGCCAAUGCAAAUAAGCUAACAGUUCAAAAAGGAAAGUGUGAUGCUGUCAAAUACUGUGCUAUAUGUAACCUUUGUCCCCCUUUGGUAAAGGUUUACGUGGUCAAAUCACAUGCUUCAGCUGUAGUUUCUGCCCUGUGUGUCUGCCAUCACCCACCUAGUGAACUAAGGAAUAAAAAUAAUGGUCUCUGAUGUAAUUGCAGAGUCAAGUAGAACAGUGGAAUCCGGUGCUGUGGAUGACUUGAAGAAAAGCACAAAACUGCCAGAUGGUUUAAAAAAAGAAUGGAAAUAAUACUUGAGGAGAAGCCGUAGUAAUGGCAUGAAUUUUAAAUGGAGUAUUACUGGGAGCUGGGGGAAGGGGGGAGCAGGCUUGAAACAAAGUGUGUGUGUGGGAAGGUGGGAAAAGUUGGGAAUGGUUAGAGAAAAGAGACAUACAUGUUUUGAUUUUUUAAAAAGUGAAGGGGCUUCUACUAAAGCAACAGAAGCAUAAAACCUGGACAGUUAUGUAUUGCUCGGUUCAGGAUUAUGAAACUUGGUCUUUGUUUAAUCUGAUUAAUUCACAGGAGGAACAAUUUUGUAGCUACUUUCCCAAGAACCUGGGAAAUGACAACAUUACUAUGAGUAAUACAUAAUAAAUGCAUCAAUAGCCUUAACAGUUAAAGCCAGCUGGUUCAGAUGAUGUAAAAAGCAAGUCAGUAAACAGUUACUGUAUCUGGUACUUCUGAGGUCUGUCGAUGCAAAUGUAACUGCAAAAAGGAAAGGGUGAUCCUGCCAAAAAAUUACGCUGCGUAAAUUUUUUUUCCCUUUGGUAAAAGUUUACUUGGUAAAAUUUGUUUUCAACAUGCUGAUUACUUUUUUUGCUAGAAGCAUACUCAGUGGGGAUAGGAAAGGCAAUGUUGAUGUAUUCCUAAAUUUUUUUUUUUUUCCUUUGCAUUAGUUAGGGUUCUUGAGAUGGCUUUCUCCCCAUAAAUUCAUCUCUCCAGACAGAUUUUCACUGAAAAAACAUCUCCAAAGGGGAGCUAUAGAGAGGAUUGGAGAUAAAUCUGGGACUGUAUGGAAUACAUCAUGCAAAUUGGAAUUGCUGAGGAAGUUGAGGCCUGGCUCCACGGCUUAGGAAAAAGCAAUUUUGUAAUACAGUUGAAAUAUUGCAAGAAAUAGAGCUGAUACGGGCUCUGUCAGCAGACAGGCUAUGGGUACAGAAGAGGAGUCUUAAAGCUGAACUCUCACCAUGGAAAUAACAGUGACAGAUCUAACGCGCUGACUACGCUGAGUCCUGUGCACUAAUGCUUCAGGUAAACCUGUGGCAGGUCAAGAUGAAGUAGUGUUUCAACUCUGUGGAGCAAAGCUGCACAGAAAUGACUCGUGCUCCCUCUCUUCAGUGUGGAGUUUUAAAAAUUACUACAGUCAAAACACAUCCCUGUGGUUUGGUGUACAUCAUCAGAAUCCAUGCAUGUCACCAGGUAUUUUUUAACUGAAUUAUUUCAACAGAUUUUUUGCAUGUUCUGACUUAAUUAUUAAGAAUUUCAAGAUGCCAAAAUUCACAAUUGGCAUUAAAAGUAUGCAGUGGGGAACUCACCUAGCUAGAUGUUUUGGGUUUGGUGUUUUUUUUGGUUUUUGUUUUUGAUGAGGAUCCUUCUGCUUGUUCCAAGCAACCAUACCCACACCUUCUAUUUAAGUUUACAGUUAAAGCAUUUUUACAAAAGCAAACAGACUCACACUAGUGAAUGAACUACAUGCAGCAGCAACUGGAGCAGUGCACGCUCAUUACUACAGAGAUUUACGAAUACCACACUCCAGCUCAACAUCCAUUUUCACUCAUUUUGUCAUUAAGACUUACAUUAUAUUUGGGUCAACCAAAAAAACCCAAAGAUAUUUAUAAAAUUUUACAACAAUUAAACAGUAAUGUUUAAUUCUACAAAUGAAUAAAGCCAACUACUGCAGCUUGGUACAACAACAACAGGACUAACAGUAGUGAAAUCAUUUAUAUGUACAAUUUAAUAUAUUACUGACAUGUAAUUCUUACAAAAAACAAUAAAUAACUUAGACUGGCAUCCCAUAAAGCAUUUGAUUUUUGAUUCAUAAAUUUAAGGUUAUACACUUUUAAGUGACAAAUUAUGUGAACGUAAUAUAGCUAGAGAUGAAAGAUCAGUAGAUCAGAACUCCCAGAG